AUGAGUCACAAAAAUAUUUUGAAGUUGAUUGGAUGUUGUUUAGAAUCUCAACUUCCCAUUUUAGUUUUUGAACUUGUGGAGUGUGGGACUCUUGCUGAUUGUCUUUAUCGGUCAUGUGAACCACAUUUUGAGCCUUCGUUAUUGACACAUCGGUUAAAGAUUGCUAUGGAGAUAGCUCAUGCGAUUGCAUAUCUCCAUUCUGGGUUCCGUCGACCCAUUAUUUUUAGAUCGAUUGAUCCACAUACUAUUGUAUUCAAUGAACAAUAUGUUGUCAAAUUGUUUGAUUUUUCACACUCCAUUGCUAUUCCAGAAGGUAAAACUCACGUAAAAGAUGAAGUGCUAGGAAGAUUUGGAUUUCUGGCACCUGAGUACCUUAUGACAGAAAAAUGCAAUGAAAAGGUAGAUGUCUAUAGCUUUGGUAUAAUUCUACUUGUGCUUUUGACUGGUUUCAGAGCAACUGAGUCUUCCAGUUGGAUUACUGUAACUUGUCUUAAUUGCAAUUUGGAGCAUGUUGUGAAAAUAUACAUUGAGCAAGACAAGUUUACUAAGAUAGUUGAUCCCAUAGUUGUUGGUAUGAGACUAUCUCCCGAAAAAGAAGAGCAAUUGCAAGCAUUUGCAGAGCUUGCCUUUAAAUGUGUCUCUGAUUCAGCCGAAGACAUGCCAACAAUGAUUGAUGUAGCAAAACAACUUAGGCACAUUUAUAAAUCAACUUGUCAAUUAAUGUCUUAA
Pistacia vera is the source of this 729-nucleotide messenger RNA. RefSeq names its product non-functional pseudokinase ZED1-like. Gene Ontology annotation, biological process: protein phosphorylation; cell surface receptor signaling pathway. Lineage: Eukaryota; Viridiplantae; Streptophyta; Magnoliopsida; Sapindales; Anacardiaceae. The record is from RefSeq and is a predicted model, not a curated record. The coding region runs from base 1 to 729 and encodes 242 amino acids. Gene Ontology annotation, molecular function: protein serine/threonine kinase activity; ATP binding. Gene Ontology annotation, cellular component: plasma membrane. The transcript has a single exon.